This is a messenger RNA of Macrosteles quadrilineatus (aster leafhopper), 2434 nucleotides long. RefSeq lists its product as uncharacterized. The record is from RefSeq and is a predicted model, not a curated record. The coding region runs from base 90 to 1661 and encodes 523 amino acids. Lineage: Eukaryota; Metazoa; Arthropoda; Insecta; Hemiptera; Cicadellidae. The transcript is spliced from 5 exons.
GUUGGGCCGCGCCGCAGCCGCUUCGGGGAUUCUGGAAGCCAGCCUAGCAUGACGUCAAUUACAAAGAAGCCAGAAAUUUAAAGAGUAAAAUGCUUACUUCUGCCGUUCUUGUGGCUGUACUCAAAAUUACGACUUGUUUCUCUUUGCAAUUCCCAUCUCAUUUGUCAGAUACUUCAGGAACGUUCACCGCAAGAUCACAUGGGCAGUCACAGGAGAAUACGAUCGUAAUUCAAAGCAAAGCUUACAAUGUCACAAGCGCUCCACAGAACGAUUCCACAGAAACCUCUGUAAAGAAAAAUGUUUACGUACGAGUAGAGGACUCGGAGGAAAACCUGACAGAACCAAAAUCACCUUAUGCCAUAGACUGUGGGGACGACAAGGCUUGUUUGGAAGCACAUGGACUGGACACACCGACUUUCAAACCUUACUCUCAAGAAGAACUGGAGAAAUUCCUCUCACAAUAUGCUGAGAGUCACAAAACACCAAUGGAUGCUUCCAACAAACUAGCAAAUCUGUACAUGGACGAUGAAGAAGCUGUUAUCAACGUGUUGGAGUCGAAUCCAAAAAGUAAUAAGGAUACACAUUACAGUAAUGACAAUAAUGAACAAGACAAGUCUAAAUCUGCAUCGUGGCAUUUGCUGCAAGCGCAGAAACAUAAUCAUCCGUAUGAUGACCACAAGGGUUGGGUGACGUUGGAGCCAGUGCCUUGGGCUCAGAGUCAGAUUCAGAAAUGGGAGCCGAACGCUAAGCCUCAGAUACCUUCGUGGGAGCCGCCUCAUCAUCGACCAUCUAGCCACUGGGACGCCCAAGGUCCUCCUCCAUCUCAUGACUACUCCACAGAAAGGCCUUGGAAUAAACCUUCCUACGAGUAUAAACCCUCAAGACCACAGUGGAAUGAGUGGUCUAGACCUAACGAUUUCCCUGAAAGACCGACCCCUGGGUGGGGUGGCAAUCCUGAUAUCAUCACAGACAAUCGCCCCGGCUACUUUCCAGGCACACAUCCUAGUCAGCGUCCUUGGUUCGACCAGGAACCUUACAGCUCUAACCGACCAUCUCAGGUGUAUGAGCAAAGGCCUGUUCACGCUCCAUAUCCUCACCAUCCCCCGACCCAUCCAGCUGAAGGAGAUGGACAAUGGGUGCUUCUCUCUAGCACUAAGGGCUACUCUCUACCUCAUCGCAACAGGGGCGGCUAUCAGCGAGCCCUCACAUUUGAUGCUAAAGCACCAACGGCCUCAAUGUCAUCGCAUCGGACUGUGCGACUGACAGUGCUACCAGCUGAUAACUCAACCAACACCACAUUAUCCCACGGAGGACUGUUGGAGGUGGAGAGCACGCUACAAACAGUGGAGGAGGCGCAGAGGGAACACGCUGCUAAGAUGCUCAAACUCAAAACACUUUCGCCUGAACAGGUCAAAGCUACCACGUCCGCACCAGUGGCUAGUCGUCGCUCCGUAGACGAGAUCAAAGUUUUCUCUGCUUCGCCGAGCUCCAUGCAGAGCAAAACCGCUGUUUUGGCAGCCAUUGGUGCAGGAAUGAUCCCAGCCACCAUGGCCAUGCUGCUUCCCAUGGUCCUGGGUAGACGGAAGAGAAGCACUGAAAGUGAAGUGAAUAAAACUUUGGAGGAAAACAUGUUUUUGAGACACAGAGCUAGAUCUUUCUAGAGUGUAUAUAAUAUGUUCAACUAUUUAUGGCUGUAAAUAUGUAGUUUUAAGGUAUGCAAAAUUGACUUUAAAAUAGUACAAUUAAUUCUUAUGUAAAUGUAAAUAUUUAAUUUAUUGUUUUUAUUGUGGUUUUUAAGUGAAUUGAUGUAACAACCAGAAACCCGAAGUAUUGUGAAUAAAGGAUGUAAUGAAAUUUAAUAUUAUCUCAGGUACAAAUAUUUACAAAACUUCUUGAUUAGCAUUUUGCGUGUUGGAGAUACUAAAGGAAUACUUGUAUGAAUUUUAACACUAGAUUUUUUUACUGUUUUUAGGAUUUUGAAGUCAGACUGUAGAACUUGUAUGUGUUUAUAUGAAUUUAUGAAUGGUUGUAUGUAUGUUGUACUAAAAUUUAAUAUUGUAUUUAAUAUGUUAAUCAAUUUUUUUCGUGACACUUUAUUUUACUUUUGAUACAUAUUGGUUCAACAACUUCCUACUUACUGUAUUUUAUUCAGAUACCAAUUUUGAUCACUAUAGGCUAAAUUUAACUGACUUUGACAUUUAAAGUAAAAAAAAAAUUUUUUGAUAUGGACUUGGUAAAAUCAUCCAGUGUAUAUUAGAAGAGGCUAUGGUUAAGUUAAAAUAUUAUUUUAUUUUGAUUUGUAAACAAAUUAUAUCAGUUAAAUUUUGUGUGAAUGGCUGUAUUAUAUAAUACAGUACUGUAAAACAAUCCAAAUUUAGAGCUCAAUAUGUUAUUGUAGGUUAAGGAACAAUUAUAUAAGAAAUAUAAACUGUAA